GUGGUAUGUAGGCUAAUGUAACAGAAGCGUUAGGUUAGUAUUCAACUGUUAUGCAAGCGUGGGUGCUUAUGUGUGCUGCCCACCAGAAGGCAGUCUCGCAACUAGGAAGCGUGAAAAAUGGUCGCAUCGAGUCCACAGCAAUACUUGCAGACAGUUGACUAUGCUAUGACCAAUACAUUAUUCAAGGGUGAAUGUUCAAAAGUGACAGUACAAAAGUGUAUGUCUAUUCUGCAGGAUUUAGAGGAUGUGAUCAAGAGGACCAGAGAGGCUGGAGUCAAAACACUUAUUUCUGUCACUGAAGAACCCAGUGAGUUUGAAAGAGUUAUCCAGCUGUUUAAAAGCUACCCAGAUCUAGUUGCACCAUGUUUUGGAAUCCACCCAGUCCAAGGCUGUGGGUCCCAUGACCAGCGCAGCGUGAAGAUUCAGGACUUGGAGCCUGCCUUGCCCUUGUUCCAGAAGUACAGAGAUGACAUUGUUGCUGUUGGAGAGAUUGGUCUUGACUUCACACCUUGGUAUGCCCCCACUUCUCAGGAGAGAGAGGAACAGUUGACUGUUUUCACCAAGCAAUUACAAAUAUCCAAGGAUCUGGAUUUGCCGGUGAACAUCCAUUCCCGAUCAGCUGCAAAGGUCACCAUAGCUACUCUGAAAGAACAGGGUAUCACUUGUGCUCUGCUGCACAACUUUGCAGGGAAACCAUCAGUGGCCAUGGAAGGAGUGCAGGCAGGGUAUUUCUUCUCCUUCCCUCCAGCUGUCUGUAGGAAUGACCAGAAAGCCAAGCUGAUCAAACAGAUUCCAUUAGAACACAUCUGUCUGGAGACAGACUCUCCUGCCUUGGGACCAGAAAAACAUGUAAGGAAUGAACCCAAGAACAUAUCACUGGUCUGUGAGUACAUUGCUCAUGUCAAAGGAAUCACACCUCAAAUGGUAAUUCAUGCCACUACAGAUAAUGCCCUCAGAUUGUUCCCAAAAAUUAAGAGACUUGAGUGACACGUUUUGUAAUUAAAUUAAUGUUGUGUUAUCUCAUGCUGUGUUUCUGAAAAUGAAAUGGAAUUGUGAAAUAAAAUGCUCAAUCAACAAGUGUUUUUGCAUAUGUGAUGGACACUUCUAUAUAUAAUUUAAGUGCCAUUUAUUUCAGAAAUAUUCCACUUGGUGCUGAAGGGUUCCUCUGCUUCAUUAUACCAGGUGGGACUUGUCUGAAAAAACAAAACAAAAAAAACAAUAUAUGUAUCCAUAGCUUGUAUUAUUAACCAUUAGGGGCGACAUGGUUUCAAUUUGAGGAACAUUUUUAAAGACCUCAAGUUUCUUGAUGGGCGGCA
Molecule: messenger RNA, 1316 nt
Organism: Salvelinus namaycush (lake trout)
Lineage: Eukaryota; Metazoa; Chordata; Actinopteri; Salmoniformes; Salmonidae
Gene: tatdn3
Product: TatD DNase domain containing 3
Exons: 9
Coding region: 118-987 (289 amino acids)
Molecular function (GO): hydrolase activity, acting on ester bonds
Source: RefSeq, a predicted model, not a curated record